UUAUCCAGGAAGGGUGAAAGGUCAACGUUGUGUUGGGAAGCUAAACUGAUGCAUGUUUGCUGGCUGACUGUGCGUUUAUAUUGCCGUAAGAUAGUUUCUGCCCAAAUGGAGAAAGACCUGGACAGCAUUAAGGAACAUUCUUGCUACACAAGCAUCAGACAAUAAGAGAGGCAACGUGAUGUUUCUGAAAAUCAACCGAAUGACACAAGUUGAAGAGAUCUAAGUAAAGGAAUGGCAAACAAAGCAGACAGCCAACAUGUUGAGACUUUGGCUGCAGAGUGGCAGAAUUCCAGCAACCAAACAAAAGGAGUGGACUGGACUGUCAUUGCACUAACCUGCCAAUACAAGGAUAGUAUUUAUGCCUUCCAAAGAGAACUUGAAAUCCGCCAACACAAAGGAUCCAUUGCUCCUGAUGUAGUUCUUCUCACCGUGGAGGAUCCACAGACUCGUGUUGGUAGUGGUGGUGCCACCCUCAAUGCGUUGGUGGUAGCUGCAGAACAUCUCAGUGCCAAGGCAGGAUAUACGGUCGUCACCUCUGAUGUACUGCAGACAGCACGAAUACUGAUUCUCCACAUGGGCCGAGACUUUCCCUUUGAUGACUGUGGCCGCUCGUUUACCUGCUUGCCAUUGGAAAACUGUGACAGCAAAGCAGAAGCCCUUGUUUGUAACAUCGAUGUUCUGCUGCACAUCAUGACAUAUAAGUUGGGACCGGGUUGUACGCCAGGUGUGUGGGUCUGCAGCACGGAUAUGAUCCUGACUGUCCCCUCCUACCCAGAUAUUUGCUGGGAAGGAUUUACUGGUGUCAAAGUGGUGUCUGUCCCUGGCACAGUCAGUUAUGCCAGGAAUCAUGGCGUCUACCUCAUUGACCAAGAGGGUUACGUCUGUGACAUAAUUUAUAAAGGGACAGAAGAAAGGAUAGAGGAAUGUGUAUUAUCGGAUGGUCAAGUUCCUCUGGUAUCCGGUAUUGUGUUCUUCUCAUGGGAGACUGCUGAGAAACUCCUGGCCACACACGUCACUCCUCCUCUGGACUCCUGUACCUAUAUGGGUCUGGACUCGGGGACUCGUCCCAUUCAGCUGUCUAUUUUCUUUGACAUCUUGCUUUGCAUGGCACGCCAUACUUCUGAAGACAUCUUUGUGAACAGAGCAAGUCGGAUUCUGCAGAGCAGUGAUAUUGCAAAGCCCAGCAUAACUGAUAGCACUGAUAUGGCCAUCAUGAGGAGUGCCAGAGCUGUGCUGUGGCAGGAGCUCCGUGGGAUUCCUGUCACUGUAGCCUACAUAGCUGAUGGUUGCUAUGACUACAUGAGCUUGUCGGCAGAUGAUCACAUACGGAACUUGACCCGGAGGGGCAGCAUGUCGAGCUGUUUCGUGGCCCGCCACAUUGUCCAUUCUGAGCUGACACAUCCUGUUCUCGUGCGUGAGGACUGUUCUGUCAUCAACAGCCUGCUGGAUGGGGAGAUCUCGAUUCAGCCAAAUAGUGUUGUCCAACACUGCCACCUGCAGGGGUCCAUUCAUGUAAGGUCUGGCUGUCUUCUUUCGGGAGUGGACUUGAUGUCAUCACCUAUCCUCUGCCAGUACCAGCUCUAUGGUGUAAUCAUCCAGGGACACCACAUCAGGCUGCGGGACCUAAAACUGAAGAUUUUCAGCAUCACAGGACAUCAGGAUGAUCUGCAGGUGCCUUUCGCCAAUGAUUCUUCCACCUUCCUGAACAUUCCAUGGGCCACGUUUUUUUCAAGGACAGGAAUAAAGAAGGAGGAGCUGUGGGAUCCCAGCAUUCCUGAAGGUGACCGGUGCCUGCUAAAUGCUCAGCUCUUUCCAAUCCUCCAUACAUCGGAACCCAUUGGGAUGGAGGAUGUGCUGUGGUUUCUGAGAUCGGAGAAAGGACGGUUCCUGAGCAAGUGGCAGUCAGCUUGGCGUCUAUCAUUGAGGGAAGUCCUGAACUGCCUGGACCAGCAAGCUGAGCUUGCCUGGCGACAGCAGCUCUUCCUUAAACAGGCUCAACAUAAAGUCCAGAGUACACUGCUGAAUCGCAGAGACAACAGCCUCUGGCCUCUGAUCAGGGCAGCUGUCUGUGAAGGUCAUGAGCAACAUAUCCUCAACACUCUCGAUACAGUUGCUACUACCACUGAGGACCUGGGCAUCGCAGCCCGUACCCUUGCCUGUGUUGCUGAUGUCUUGGGUUGCAUGGCUGGAGGGCAAGGAGGGCUCCGGAGUGGACCUGCUGCCAAUCCAGCAUGGACUGAUGCUUUCCGCCUACUGGAAAACAGGAAUGUGGUGCUCGGAGUGAAGAGAUUGGCGGAGGAGCGGGCCAAAUGGCUGAACAGACCAGGCCUCCUGGUGAGGGCUGCCCGUCAUUAUGAGGGGGCGGAACAGAUCCUAAUCCGACAAGCUGUGAUGUCAGCACGAACAUUUAUCUCCAUGGGCCAGGGAGAGCUUCCUCCCAUGAAUCACUGGGUGGUGGCAGAAUGCCCUGCCCGUAUCGAUAUCUCAGGUGGCUGGAGUGACACACCUCCAAUAACGUAUGAGCAUGGAGGAGUGGUGCUGGAUAUUGCCAUUCUAGUGGACAAGUGCAAACCGAUUGGUGCAAAAGUACGUCGCAUAGCAGAGCCCAAGUUGCACUUAGUCCUGAACAGUGGAGGCAAAGAGACAGGAAUGAGCAUGGAGAUAGUGUGUCAGACUCUGGAGGAUCUGCGGGACUACUCUCAGCCACGUGCACCAGGUGCCUUGUUGAAAGCAGCCUUUAUCUGCACAGAAAUUAUACACUACCCUUCACCGGUUUCACUGCAGGAUCAGUUAAUGUCAGGGUUUGGUGGUGGCUUUGAGCUUCACACUUGGUCCAGUCUCCCACAUGGAUCUGGCCUUGGUACGAGCAGUAUCCUUGCAGGGGCAGUGAUGGCAGCUCUGAUCACAGCCGCUGGAAAGACCUACGACACCUCAUCCCUCAUCCAUGCCGUUCUUCACCUGGAGCAAAUGCUGACGACGGGUGGAGGUUGGCAGGACCAAGUUGGAGGUCUGGUGCCUGGUAUCAAGAUCGGUCGGUCCAAGCCCCAGUUGCCACUGCGAGUAGAAGUUGAGCACAUUGCAGUGACUGAUACCUUUGUGAAAAGUCUGAAUGACCACUUGCUGCUGGUGUACACGGGGAAGACACGACUUGCACGCAACCUUCUGCAGGAUGUACUGAGGAGUUGGUAUGCCAGGCUGCCCAGUAUUGUGGAGAAUGCGGAUGCACUGGUGAGGAAUGCAGAGGAAUGUGCUCAAGCUUUUAUCAAAGGUGACCUCUCCUGGAUUGGCCAGUGCCUAAAUACCUACUGGCAGCAGAAGAAGUGUAUGGCUCCUGGGUGUGAGCCAUCUGCCGUCCGACAGAUAAUGGCUGUCCUCCAGCCCCACGUACAUGGGCAGAGCCUGGCUGGGGCAGGUGGUGGAGGCUUCCUUUACCUUCUGACCAAGGAACCUCGACAGAAACAGGCCAUCGAAAGGAUACUGACAGCAAGCCAGGGUUUGGGGAACUUCAGUGUCUAUGCGGUGGACGUAGAUGAGACUGGAAUUACUGUGCGUCUGAGUGGAGCUGAGGGACAAUGAAUCCUACAUGAAUUGUUUAACACACAAUAAUCUUGGGGUUAAACCAGCAUCAUGCACAAAACUUGGACUAUUAUGGAAAAAUCCAGAGAGAAAUCACUGAUGACAACAUUUUAAGUGACUUUCAAAUCGCUGCAUCAAUUUUUCUGAUAAACUUUAUUUUUAUGAAGCCAAAACAUCAGAAUCAUUCCGGUAUAUGCUACAAGCAUCGAACAGCAUUGGCAAUGAUCUGAAGCUAUUCCUCAAAAAUUCAGAUGAUACCACCACUGGCUGGAUGAUGUUUGAAUGUCUUACAACUCAAUUCACACUCCAGAAUUAUUUUGCUAUCCUAGAGUGGAACUUCAUGCGUGUUUCAGUCAGUUGCUUUUCAUUAGGAGAGUUUGGGAAUUUAUAUUAUUCAUUGAGGUUCUGGGCAUCACUGGCCAGGCCAGCAUUAGACUUUUUAAAAAUUUGCGCAUGGGUUUAGGGUGUUGGCAGCUGAUCUAGAGAAGAUGGUGGUGGUGGUGGGCUAGCUUCCUGAACCUCUGCAGUCUGUAUGGUAUGGGUCCACCCACGGAGCUGUUAGGAAGGGAAUUCUAGGAAUAUGACCCAGCAACACGGAAGGAAUGGCAAUAUAUUUCCAAGUCAGGAUGGUAGGUGGCUGGGAGGCAAUCCUGAUAUUCCCAUGCAUCUGCUGCCCUUGUCAUGUUGCAACAUUAGUAAAGACAUGAAGCAAACUCACUGCUGUUGUAAAUAGUGUCAUAGAAUUAUUAAUUUCCACCAGAAUAAGUAGGUGAGGCAAUUUCAACAGUUCAUGCCCUAGAAUGCAAUUCUCUGAGUACUGACAUACUGCAUUAGAUUAAGCCAUCUUUUCAGUUUUAUUUUUGCAUCACACAGGAAUGAAUAAUUGUUGUAAUUUAUUCACACAUUCUUUAAAUAUUAGCUAUUGCUUAUCCACCAUUAACUGUUUCAGUAAAUUUCCCCAAUCCAUUGUUGCCACUUUGUUCCUUACACCCAUUUAGUUCUCUAUUUAGAUUCAGGAUUCUAGUUUCAGAUUUGACUACUUCAUUCCUCCAUCUUAAAUGAAGAACUCCUAUUACGAUUGCUCUUCACCAGAGGACCAGUACAAACAUAUUAUUAGUUAAUCCUUGCUCAUUGCAAUAGUACCAAAUCUAGAAUAGCCUGUUCUCUGGUUGGUUCAUCAAGGUAUAGAUCAAUAAAAUCACCAAAUACACACUCUUUGAAAUCCUCUUCCACAAUGUAAUUGAUAGUUAAGUUUCACUUUUUUUUAAUAUCCAGAAGUGCUCUUACAAACAGCCGAGUUUUUGCUUCCCCAUCUAUUAACCACCUAGUUUGGUUUCAUUAAUCUAUAUGUAAAUUGGGCAACUGUAUUAAACAUGUAUCCUUAGUGCAUGCGUAUUUAAUGCCUUCCUGUACAUCAUCACCACCACCAUUUGGAAGCGUAUACAUAAUCCCAACAUUAUCUAUCCCUUGAUAUUUCUUAUUUCUGCAUCAUGAUUUUCUGAGCCAAUUAUAGUUCAUCAUUAUUACAUUGAUUUAUUCCUUUACUAAUAAUGUUCCCCCACCUGCUUUCCAUUUUUGUCUGUCCUUCCUAAAUAAUGAAUAUCCCUAGAUAUCCAGGUUCCAUCGUCGGUCAACCUGCAGCCCUGUCUCCAUAUUUAUAUCUACUCGCACUGCUAAUUCAUCUGUUUCCUUUCAAAUGUUCCACAUAUUAAGACACAAGACUUGUACACAAGACUUUUUAACCUUGUUGGUCAUCUUACUUUUAUUGUUCCCCCUUCAGAACACCCUCCAAGACAUGAGAUGAUGUGGACAAAACAGAUUCUCUGGCAAUUCAUUUCUUUGUCUACUUUCCACAGUACAGGCAAUAAAACAGUUUGGAAUUGUAUUCUCUGGUGCAAAGCAUCUAGGACAGCUGGAGGUCACGAAAAACACCAUUAAACCACAAAGAAUGAUUUGGAUUUCUAAAGUGAACUAAUUUAAACAACUUUCAAACCUUGAACACAAUAAAUUAUGAAUUUCCAUUCAAUUCUCUGGUACUAAAGUAUAGGAAAAAGUGAAAACUGUUCCCCAUGAACAAUUCAUUCUGCAGCACAUACCAGGGAGGUCCUCCUGCUAGUUUGAUGCCUCAGGUAUUCCUUUUCAUACACAUUCCGUUCCUUAAAUACUCCACUGCAGGGUCCCACAGCAUUGAUUACUGAAACUUUGUAAUGGAGUGAUUAAUAUUGACCAGAUUACUUGAAAUGACCCUACAGGCUCUUCCUGGCCAACCAAGCAGACACAUGGAGCCUUGGCUUAACAUCUCAUCCAACAGUCUGCCAGUCAUCCUCUCCAUACUAUCCUGGCAUGACAGCAUUAUAUUAAGAGUUAUUAGCUGGCUAUUCAAACAUUGGGAUUACCAUAACCAUGUCUAAUCCAUACUUACUAAAAUUAUUUGUGGAAUUUAAUUCAGGAAUCAGAUUUUAGCCACUGCUUCAUUUCUCAGGGAUAUAAAGUUCCCCCCCCUGCCAGUCUAGUCAGCCAAUCUCACCAGGUACCAGGGGUGAAAUUGGGCAAUAUUCCUAGUCUGCAUGGGUCAGUAUCUCAGUGGACAGAGUAAAUAGAUUACAUUUGAAAAGUUUGGCAAAACAAUCCAUCUCUCUAUAAGCUGCAACACGACCUGGUACAGCAUAGUCCAAAUGUGGUGAAGUAAUACUCCAGCAUGUGGAUGUACUGUAUGGUUCUGAACCUGUUCCCAAGACCCUGAAACUGGACAUGCUCCGAGUCUGUCAAUUAAUGCACAAUGAUCCCUUUGGAAAACAAAAACAUAUGCAAGUCAUUUGUGGUGCACACCAGAUCCAGUCAGACGUUUUUGUUUUAAAUGCCACACAAAGCUCCACUGUCUGAAUAUGCAGAAACAUGCUGUCCAAGAGGAAUCAUAAUAAUCGAUCCUCUAAAGGUUGACCAGGCACAACUGCUACAAGCGAAGUCUCUUGAUGUCCUCACUACGAAAGUCAUUCCGCAGUGCAAGCACCUGACGCACCUCAGCAGGCGUAAGACGCCAGGUCAAUGGACCAGAGUUCUGUCCCCAGUAAUCCAAGAUCUCAGUGACCUAUGGAAACAAAAAGUGAUGAGUGAUACAGGUGCAAAACCACAUGUAUUUCAAUCUCUACAAAGAUGGACUCUGGUAGAGUUACACAUGUGGAAAAGGGUGACAGGACAUGUGUGUCCAACAGAGACUGAACAGGGUUGGGAGAAGCAGGAUUUAUAUAGUUGAUCACACCUCCAAAUGCCUGGUCAAUAUGAGUCAGUUAUUAAUAUAGGAUACUGAGAGAACAUUAGAUUAAAAAGGAAAGUAAAUUAUAAUGACACUAUACCAACCAGUGACUCAGUCAGUUCUUCAGUAUGCACAGUGUUGAUCAUCAAAAAGGUAUAGAUACAUUAGAAAGGGUGAAGAGUGGCAGGAACCGCAGGUUUUAGAAGUGAAGUUAUGAAGGAAGGCACAAAUAAUCAUGUUUUCACUGGAGAAAUGACUGAUAGGAGACGUAACAGUGUUUUCAAAUAAUGAAAUGUUAAAGAAGCCAGGUAUUUGGAACACGAGUAAUGGCGAUAUUAUUCACAUGUCUUUUGCAAAGUUAAACAGAGUAGAAAAUUUUUCUACUGGCAGCAUUGAUUCCCUGAGCAGCAAGUUGCUCUAAGGUCAAAAAAAACACUAUUAGAUGUAUCAGUAGAUUCCAUGAAGUAGGGAAUUAACAGCUUUUGAUGGGAAAACAUUAUAAAAUCUGUAUCUGGAUGGAGGAAACUUGCUGGACCAAUAUAUGUUGUUCUCUCAGGA
Messenger RNA from Rhincodon typus (whale shark), 7387 nucleotides. RefSeq names its product fucose kinase (gene fcsk). Gene Ontology annotation, molecular function: fucokinase activity; ATP binding. NCBI's taxonomy places the organism in Eukaryota, Metazoa, Chordata, Chondrichthyes, Orectolobiformes, Rhincodontidae. Bases 232 to 3576 code for a protein of 1114 amino acids. Gene Ontology annotation, biological process: GDP-L-fucose salvage. The record is from RefSeq and is a predicted model, not a curated record. The transcript has 25 exons.